Messenger RNA from Fomitopsis serialis, 1461 nucleotides. RefSeq lists its product as uncharacterized. The transcript is spliced from 8 exons. Lineage: Eukaryota; Fungi; Basidiomycota; Agaricomycetes; Polyporales; Fomitopsidaceae. The record is from RefSeq and is a predicted model, not a curated record. The annotation marks the transcript as partial.
GCGAAGAGAACAUUCCUUGACUGGAUUGCAAUGGGUAGCAAAUUUGCAUUCGUGGCGGGAGGAGGCUCAGUGUAUCUACUAGUCAUGAUCGCCAUCCAGAACCUCAGGGUUCCUUUGGGCGCGAUUGAUGGCCAUUCCGCCCAGGACAUAGGCAACAUGCUACGAUGGCCGGAUGACUCACGGACGGGACGAAUGGUGAAGGACACGGUGAUCCCAACUGUAUCACUCGUACAAAAGCACUACCCGACGAUGUUUGAAGACCUAUUCCCAAUGUCUAAGACAGGCCGACCGACCUCUACCCUUGUCCUGGAUCGCAAUGAUGUGUUUUUUGACACUCUCAAGUUCAAUUCGUUCAAACUUGUUCCAAGGAUGCAUACUGCUUGGGAGCCUUGCAAUCAAGCCGUCCUGGUCGAUUCACCUGCCGUUGCAACGUCGUCAGUGCAAACCCUGCAACCGGUGGAUGACAGACUGGAUGGGCCACCAUCACACUCUCCCCUUCCUCCUCUGUCUCCCUUAUCAUCUCUAUCGUCUCUGUCUCCGGCGCAGACGCUACCAUCUCCGCUCUCUCGUCAUAGUAGUUGCGCCCCGGAACCUGUUCCAUCGCCACACGGCCAACUCAUUCUCACGUCCUAUGACGCUCAAACCGACACAAACAGACGGUAUCCCGCCCCCCGUGACAAGGAGCAGAACAUAGCGUGGACAGAGAACGCGCGUUCACUCGCUAGCAAAGCGAGUGCACCAGUAAGUCUACAAGAUUUCGACGCUCAGCUUCAAACUGCGUACACAGGCGGGGAGAGAGCCCAUCCUGAGGCUUACAUUCGUGUGCCAACGAACACGAUAGUCAGGGAUGUCCUAACCAUUCGAGGCGUGGAUCACUCGUUGGUUGCCAGCAUCUGCACGUCGAUGCCGGAUACCAUGAAACGGACUCUAAUCGACCGUCUCCUUGCAAGCUUCAAUUCAGACCCUUUCAAGACUGCAGACGCAAACUCAGCGACCGGCGAACGAACAUUUGAAGCGAUCCAUUUCUCAUGGUACAACCGUCACUGUACACAGGGACAUUCUGCGCCUGCGGACAUCCCUCCCGCUCUGCUGAGCAGAGCGGGUUGUACUCAAACCAACCAUGGUCAAUUUUUACCGUACAUGUCGAGGGACAUGGAAGACCACCAGACAGUCUACCAGUCCCUCAAAAGUGUCUUCGCAGACGUGUUCGGUUGGAUAGAUGACCAGCUUCAAAUGUUCUUGCCAGGGGAAUACGAACGGCUUGAAGCUACGGCCGCUAUUCUACCUGGUAAUAACGUCUCGGUGGUCAGCCCAUUCGUCGGACUAGUGGUCAACCUCAACGUUGUCACUCGAGCCCACAGAGACAGCAAAGAUGACGGUGUAUGCCUUGUCUUGCCAAUUGGUGAAUUUGACGGCGGUGAGUUGUGUCUUGUGGAGCCAGGCCUCAUCAUUCCACUUUGA